AUGAUGGCGGAGACGGGGAUGGUCAUGGUAGGAGUUUUGGGACUAUGGGCACGCUUUGUCCGAAAACCGCUGCUUGACCUCACCGGAGAAGUGAUACAAGUAACCUCCGAAGUCAUGUUGAGGAUGUGUCGACGAGGUGCAACUUCUUAUGUUCCUCUUUCUACUACUAACUCACCUCCCAUCGAUGGAAGAAGGUGA
Messenger RNA from Arabis nemorensis, 198 nucleotides. The record is from the annotation of a GenBank genome assembly. Lineage: Eukaryota; Viridiplantae; Streptophyta; Magnoliopsida; Brassicales; Brassicaceae.